CAGCAGUCCUUCAUUACUUGCAGGUCAAUCUCUGGUAAAAACAAACAAACAAACAAACAGACAAACAAACAAAACCCGAGUGUAUUUAUUCCCACGAGUGACUGCUGAAGGAGUUUAAAUGAUUUAGAGUUGUUUAAUAGAAAUCAGCUGAAAGCUUCCAGUCUCUCUGUCAGUGAGGAUAUGGAUAGUAAGAUUGAUCAGGAUGUACUGUAAUGAAUAUUAGAGAAAUGAUUUUGUUUGUGAUAAAGAGUGAUUAACUGUAAACAGAGCGGAUGAGAGAUGAGCAUGAGAUAAAAGAUCUCUGAAUCUUAGCCUCAUCAUUUCAACUUUUGUCUUAAAGCUUCACUUUUGAGUUAAAAUGACAAUUUAGGUCACACGAGUUUUAGUUCAUUAUAAUUCUGGUUUAAAAAAACUGCAAAAUACGAACGAUUAUUGUAUUUAUUCUUAAUUACGUAAAAGAGCGACUCAGCUGUGAUUGGUCGCUUCACGCUCCGUUCCAGCAGGCGGCGGAAGUGAUGCAAUAGAGUUAAAACCGCAGUAAAUCAAAAGAAGAAGGUUUUGCAGAAAUUACUGUACAGACGCGUUAUGGAAAAUAUACAGAAAUGUAACGAAUAAAGAGGAAGCACACACACACACACACACACACACACGAGCUCGCGGGAAAUGACGUGAUCAGCCUGUCUGUAGAAUUAACCUGGACUUCAGCUGUCAGAUUAACUUAAACUGUUCACAAGCAGAACAAUGAAGAGUCGGUUUCAUGUGUGUCACAUAUAAACAGUGAGAAGAGUAAAAACAGACUCGAGUGAAGAGUCUCUGGACUUCCUUGAUUCAUAUUUCCUGAUAAUCACUGACCGAGCGCGCGCCCACACACACACACACACACACACACACACACACACACACACGCGGAAAACCCGUAUGCCGAGGUCCAUGGCUCUUCUGGGCUUCAACGUCUCUGAGAGAUGAGUCUGACACCGAUUCUCGAGGAAACGUUGAUCAAACGUUCUCAGCAGAAGAAGAGAACAUCUCCGCUCAACUACAAGGAGAGAGUGUUUGUGCUGACCAAGAGCAAGCUGACCUACUAUGAGCUGCGAGCCGAGAAGCGCUUUAAGAAGGGUUCGGUGGACCUGCAGAGGAUCAGGUGUGUGGAGAUCGUGAAGAGCAGCACCGCCAUCAUCCCCUGCCAGAACAAAUACCCCUUCCAGGUUGUUCACGACUCCGUCACGCUGUAUAUUUUUGCUCCCAGUAAUGAGAGUCGAAGCCUUUGGGUCCAGAACCUCAAAGAAGAGAUCAGGAAUAAUGUUCAGAUCGCAGCGAAGUUUCACCCUCAGUUCUGGCAGGAGGGCGAGUGGCUGUGCUGCGGUCAGCUGGAUAAACUGGCCCCGGGCUGCGAGGGAUACAACCUGUUCGGAUACGUUUCACGUAAACCUCUUCCUCCUGUUCCUGGAGACGAGAGCAGCACGAUGAGACGGCCACCGCCGCCCCCCCCACCCGCAGGCGAGACGGCACAGGAAGAGGCGGGCCCUGUAGAGGAAGUGGUCAUCGCGCUGUAUGACUUUGAGGCCCUGGAGCAUCAUGAUCUGACGCUGAGGAAGGGCGAGGAGUACGUGAUCCUGGAGAAGUGUGACUUGAACUGGUACAAAGCGCGAGACAAACACGGAGAGGUGGGCUACAUCCCGAGCAACUACGUGACAGAGAAGGAAUCAGACACACUGCAGCAGUUCAUAUGGUUUUGUGCAAAUGUAAAUCGCAACAAAGCUGAAGAGCAGCUCAGGAAAGAGGCUAAAGAUGGUGGUUUUAUGGUUAGAGUAUCCAGCAAUACAGGGACCUACACCGUUUCACUCUACACCAAGAACAUAGGGGACGGAGCAGCUACAGUCAGACAUUAUCAGAUUAAAGAAACAAACAGCUCACCAAAACAGUUUUACCUGGCGGAGAAAUACAUCUUCAGCACCAUUCCUGAUCUCAUAGAGUACCACAAACACAACGCCGGAGGUCUUGUUUCCAGGCUCCGUCACCCAGUCGGUGAUCAGACGAGAGAAGCUCCUAAAACAGCAGGAUUCAGCUACGAUAAAUGGGAGAUCAACCCGUCUGAGCUGACCUUCAUGAAGGAGCUGGGCAGUGGUCAGUUUGGAGUGGUGCGGCUGGGAAAAUGGAGAGCGCAGCAUAAAGUGGCCAUAAAAACCAUCAGGGAAGGAGCCAUGAGUGAAGAUGAUUUCAUCGAGGAAGCCAAGAUCAUGAUGAACCUGGUGCAGCUGUAUGGAGUGUGCACUCAGCAGAAGCCCAUCUACCUGGUGACGGAGUUCAUGGAGCUGGGCUGUCUGCUCAACUACCUGCGGCAGCGCCGAGGAACGCUAGCAUCGCACGACCUGCUGGGAAUCUGCCACGACGUCACCCAGGGCAUGCAGCAUCUGGAGCAGAACGGCUUCAUCCACAGAGACCUGGCGGCUAGAAACUGUCUGGUCAACAGUUCACUGGUGGUGAAGAUCUCUGACUUCGGCAUGACCAGGUAUGUUCUAGAUGAUCAGUACUGGAGUUCCUCCGGAGCCAAGUUCCCCGUCAAGUGGUCUGCACCCGAAGUCUUCAACUUCUGCAAAUACAGCAGCAAAUCUGACGUCUGGUCAUUCGGCGUGCUGAUGUGGGAGGUGUUCACAGAAGGGAAGAUGCCGUUUGAACACAAUCAGAACCACGAGGUGGUGAUGAUGGUCACUCAAGGACACCGGCUCUAUCGGCCCAAGAAAGCAGCUCCUCACAUCUACAGAAUCAUGACCAUCUGCUGGUUGGAGAAAGCAGACGAUCGGCCGAGCUUCACUGAGCUCUCGCUGAUGAUCGCAAACGAGCUGGAGGAAGCUGACGGACCCGCCUCCUGAGCUCUGAUUGGACGGUCUGCCUCUCCAAUCCGGUGAUGAGCUCUGGACAGCUCUUCCUCUCUGCUUGGGUUCAGGGUUCGGGGCCGGGGCCACAGAUCCAGAUCUUCACCGGCCGCGCCGACGGAUCCUUCCAGAACGAGUUCCUCCUCAUGUGAACCUGUCUUUAUGACAGGGACCGAGUCCGUCUGAAUUAGGGCUGGGAAAAUAAAUCGAUGCAUCAUGAAUCGAAAAGAGAUUCCGCAUGGAUUGUGAGGUUUUUCAGAUGCUUGUCGAUUCUUUCUGGAGUGGACUCUGAGUUUAGUUCUGAACAGCAGAUGGCGCCGCAGUAUACCUCCAAAACUUCUUUUUGCCCUGAACGAACUUUGCUUGGAGUAUAUCAGAGCCUUUAAUAACAGCGUUCUGAGCCGAGGUGAAAGUACACGCUCUGCAGGAACUAGAGCAGAGCGCCAUCUGCUGUUAAAAUCUGUCCUGAGAAUCUGUUCUAGAGAGAAUCGCAAUGCAUUCGGAAGAUUGCAAAAUGGUUCCACGAUUCGGUUUAUGGUCACAGCCUUUGUCUAAAUGUGCUCUGAUCUGCUGUAAAGAGUCAAAUAAACCUCCGUGUCACUGA
Messenger RNA from Puntigrus tetrazona (Sumatra barb), 3477 nucleotides. RefSeq names its product tec protein tyrosine kinase (gene tec). The transcript is spliced from 18 exons. NCBI's taxonomy places the organism in Eukaryota, Metazoa, Chordata, Actinopteri, Cypriniformes, Cyprinidae. The coding region runs from base 963 to 2870 and encodes 635 amino acids. Gene Ontology annotation, biological process: peptidyl-tyrosine autophosphorylation; B cell receptor signaling pathway; T cell receptor signaling pathway. Gene Ontology annotation, molecular function: non-membrane spanning protein tyrosine kinase activity; ATP binding; protein binding. The record is from RefSeq and is a predicted model, not a curated record.